This is a messenger RNA of Closterium sp. Yama58-4, 459 nucleotides long. Lineage: Eukaryota; Viridiplantae; Streptophyta; Zygnematophyceae; Desmidiales; Closteriaceae. The record is from the annotation of a GenBank genome assembly.
AUGGACGCCGGUAUUCCCAAGGUGCGUGCAGGGAGGGGCUCGGACGAUUUCCUGCUAUGCUGCGGACACAAGGCCUUUGACACAGUCGACGUUAGUGGCUUAAACAGCGGGCUGCUCAGCACGGGCCACUUCUACCUCUUCCACCACAUCGUGCGCCGCGACAUGCGCCGCCAGAUGCUGGGACUCGGAGAGGCAGGUGGAGUGGGAGGGGGAGGAGUGGCAGGGGGAAUUGGAGGGGCAGCGGCAGGGGAAGGCGAGGCAGGAGGAGCGGGAAGGGGGGCGGGGGAGGAGGCGUGGUGGAGGGAGCAUGCGGAGUGGAAUCAGCACAAGUAUGUGCGCCUCACUGCUUCCCGGCCACCUGCUGCGAAACUGUCCGGAGGAGGACCUUUGGAACCUUCAGCUCCAGCUAAUUCUAAAAAACCGUUUGACUCAUCACCACUCACAUGGGCAUGCCCAUGA